Messenger RNA from Stylonychia lemnae, 2040 nucleotides. The record is from the annotation of a GenBank genome assembly. NCBI's taxonomy places the organism in Eukaryota, Ciliophora, Spirotrichea, Sporadotrichida, Oxytrichidae.
AUGGAUUAACAAACUAAUAAAGGGGCCAUGUCAGUGCCAUUAAAUGCCUUCAAGCGCUAAUCUUCAAUUAGAGAUCCAAAAUUCAUUCUGAGUCAUUUCAAGCGUCAAAAUACCAAAGAAUACAACUUCAUCGAUGUGGGCUGCAAUUUCAAAGAUUUUGUUGCAUACUAAGAUAGACUUCUCAGAGCAAAAUAUUAUGAAAGCUUAGCAAAAUCUAGAGGAAAGAGAGCGAAAGGAGAAAUUGGAAAAGCAGCAAACAGUGGCAAGGUUAUAAACAAUACAGUCAAAAAAUCAAGGGAUAUUCUUACAGUAACUAAAAAGUCAAAGAGUUCUCGAUGUACUUGGCAGAAAUAGCCACAGAAAUAAAAAGAAAUUAAACAAUCCAAGGAUCCUUAAACUUAAGGUAUUUAGGAAUAGCAGCAGUAGUAAAAUGAUAACAUUCAUAAAUAAACUGAAAAUAUAGCAUAGUCCCAAAAUACUCUAAAGAGAAGGUUAACUAAAUAAGUCACUAAGAGAGCAUCAAGCUAGCAGGCAAAUUAAUAGAGAAAACAAAAGAAAUGCGACUAGCAUGAUGACAAGAAGAAAAUAACGAUGGAUGAUGUGCAGAUUUUGCCCUUUAAAUUCACUAAUAAUAAGGGCCAAAUGAAUUUGAAUGUGCACAAAGAAGAAGAAAUAGGCUAUGAGAAAGAUGACUUUAUUAGUUUGUAUCUAAUGGGUUAAGAUUUUAUAAGUAGAAACUAAGACAAUGGAAGCAAUAACAAUAUAAUAUCAGAGGAGGUAUCUUCAUUUAAUACAAAGAGGCUUAACACUAGUUAUAGUUACUCAAGAGAUAUUACAUAAAAAUAUAUAUCACGAGAUGAAAUACCGCCUAAAAGUGAUGCUGGAUUGCGAGACUCUCCCUUUACUUACUCUAAUUUGGGAAUAUUUUAAGAUGAUAUUACUAAAAGAUAAAAAAUCAUUGAAUUUGUAAGAAGAAGGUCUUGUUUCUGCAGCCACUGUGAUGGAAACACUUAGCGGUAAAAGACUAGACUUGGAGACAUAUUAGUCUUAGAUGAGGAGAAAGAAAUGAUCAUAAACUUUUAGAAAAUACUAUAACACUAGAAAGAUGGAAAAAAUCAAGAAAAAAUAGAUGAACUUUACUACUAGAAGGGAAACUAUAAUUAUAAAUCCAAAUUCAGUGCAGAUGAUUCAAAGAACCCUAAAAAGUUGCACAAAAUACAGAGAAUUAUAAACCAAAACUUAGGCUUAGAUUUUCCUAAUAAAAUGCAAUAAUUUAAGGUAUAUUUGACAGCAUAGAAAGAAUACUAAGAUGCUUUUAAGCUUCAGAAGAAAGAGUAGUUUGAACAGAUAUUUUAGCAAUAAACUUCACCUACUAAAAUCACGACGGUGUAAGAAUAUUACCAAAAGAAAAUAAAUUAGGUUAGCCAUGAUUAACUGCUAUAAUUGAAGCUAAAAUCAAUCAACACUAAUCUUGGCACAACAACAGGAGAUGAAAUUAUCAAGUAGUUCGAUGAGAAGAUGAAGAGUAGGGCUGAAACAGCUGCCACUGAUAUGAGGUCACAAAAUCAGACUAAAAUCAAAGACCUGAAGAUGAUGAGAAUGCAGAAUCUUGACAAAAGAGAAAAUCUCCUGGAUAAGAUUAUUCAGGCCAGGACAGUUGUUUAAUCACCUGAUGUUAGUAAACCUUAAUCUCCUCUAAAUAAUGACUAGUAGAUAGUAGAUUAAAAGGUUAAAACUAGAAGGAAGUCCUCCUACAGGAAAAAUUUGCCCACAGGGGAUCACUAUAUGUUUCUAAAAUACUAACAGUACUAAAUGUAUCAAACAGAGGACGGAUCAAGUAAUAACAAUUAUGACUUUCAUACCUUAAUUAAUAGAAAUCAUUUCUUAAAAAGAAAUUUCAGCAAUUAAGCCAUAGCUCACAAUAAAUUCAGCAUUAAGAAAAUGUCUUCAACAAUAUCAAAUACCUAGAGACUGGAAGAGGAUACUCUUACAUAACUUCCUACUAUUUCAAACAGAAUUGACUUACUUUCUAUUUAAUGA